AUGGCCGAUAAUGAUCAAUCCCUACAAACAGCACCGUCACCUCAUCUGCAUUCCGGGCGUCAUCAGUCAAGGAGAAGAAACUGUCACGGUAAGUCCACACACCCGGUCCACAAGACCUUUGCUGCGGCAAACAACCUAGCUAACCUUCUUCCAACUAGCACGGUUCUUGCCUUUCGUGCACUUACUCCAUCAUUCACAAACCGAGGCACUACUUGCCUUCCAGCUAACCGCUACCUCAUCUUAUCACUAACCGGCGUUUCUGCCUUUCUUUGCUUUCUAUCUUCCUUCACGGAUAGCUUCAUUGAUCCCUCAGAUGGAAAACUAUACUAUGGUAUUGCAACUUUUAAAGGAUUGUACCUAUUUAACUACGGAACUCAUCACCAUCGUUGUAAUUAUGAUCAAGAGGCGACGGUUGUAACUGAUGAAAAUGAGGAAGGAUUGGAGAGAUUUAGAAUUAAUGGAAUAGACAUUGUUCAUGCUUUGGUUUCUCUUGUUGUGUUCUUGGUGUUUGCUAUAAGCGAUACCGAUGUGCAAAACUGUAUGUUUCCUGAAUCAGGAGCUAAUUUGAAUGUUUUGCUAAUGAAUUUGCCUCUUGGUGUUGGGAUUUUGGCAAGCUUUCUUUUCACCAUCUUUCCAACUACACGUAGAGGGCUCGGUUAUGCAGAUUUCCCACUUCAUGAGAAAUGA
This is a messenger RNA of Erigeron canadensis, 687 nucleotides long. RefSeq names its product protein DMP10-like. The record is from RefSeq and is a predicted model, not a curated record. NCBI's taxonomy places the organism in Eukaryota, Viridiplantae, Streptophyta, Magnoliopsida, Asterales, Asteraceae. The transcript has a single exon. Gene Ontology annotation, biological process: endomembrane system organization. Bases 1 to 687 code for a protein of 228 amino acids.